This is a messenger RNA of Microtus ochrogaster (prairie vole), 498 nucleotides long. It is a transcript of the gene Bcl2l15, whose product is annotated as BCL2 like 15. Lineage: Eukaryota; Metazoa; Chordata; Mammalia; Rodentia; Cricetidae. The record is from RefSeq and is a predicted model, not a curated record. Gene Ontology annotation, cellular component: cytosol; nucleus. Gene Ontology annotation, biological process: regulation of apoptotic process.
AUGUCUAAGAUAAAGAACCCCCGGACUUUUGAGGAGCAAACAGAAUGUGUUAUGAAUGGCCUGCUUGAAGACCUUUUGACCCCACCUCAGGUGGCUAACCGGAACCUCCUGGAUGAUGAGGAACCAUAUUCAGGAGAGGAUUUCUCUUUUGAUGUGUCUAUUAUUGUUGACCGCCUUCGAAUGCUGGGUGACCAGUUCAAUGGAGAACUGGAAGCUUCUGCCAAUAACGUCAUUGCGGAAACCACUCGAGGACAGGCAGGAACGAUAUUUGAGGACACAGUGCAGUCUCUCAGCACGGCCUGGUGUGCUCAGAACUCCACCCUCGCAUUUGAAAGAGCCUUUCUGGCAGUGUCUGUGAAACUUCUUGAAUAUGUGGUCCAGAAGGCUCCUGAAAUGGCAAGAAGGAUGGCUAUCUGCAUGACGGACAUGAUCAACGGGAACACAGCCAUCCGAGAGUUCAUCCUGGGGCAGGGUGGAUGGGAAAACCUGGAGAGCUGA